UUUGAAGAAAGUGAUUGGCUUCUGUGGUGUCUGGUUAGGGAGUAGCAAGAUGGCAGAGGCGAUAGGAGUAAGGGAGAGGAGUUCGCGGUCACAAUGGAGAAGGUGGAGGGUGCGGGUUCCAGUGUUGCUGAUAGUCGCCUUGGUACAUUGGGACAUAGGAACGGCCGAUCAAACGGAGGAAUAUUUAAAGAGAGAGCACUCACUGAGCAAACCUUACCAAGGAGUAGGCUCCUCUACAUCGUCUCUAUGGGACCUUUUGGGAAAUUCACUUGUGACCCCACAGUAUGUGCGCUUAACCCCUGACUUACAAAGCAAGCAAGGGGCUGUCUGGAACCGUGUGCCUUGUUACUUGAGGGAUUGGGAGAUGCAAGUUCACUUUAAAAUCCAUGGACAGGGCAAGAAGAACCUAAAUGGGGAUGGCUUUGCCCUCUGGUAUACCAAGGACCGGAUGCAAGCAGGACCUGUCUUUGGCAGUAAAGAUAACUUUGUCGGUCUUGGGUUGUUUGUUGACACGUAUCCAAAUGAAGAGAAGCAGCAUGAGUCUCAGAGGAAAAGAUACUCUCCCUCGAUGCAGCGUGUAUUCCCUUACAUAUCUGCCAUGGUCAGCAAUGGCUCCAUUACAUAUGACCAUAGUCGGGAUGGACGUCCAACAGAACUUGGAGGGUGCACUGCCAUGGUGAGGAACCUCAACCACGAUACAUUCCUUGUCAUCCGCUACGUGAAACGUCGCCUUACGAUCAUGGUAGAUAUUGAUGGGAAGCAGGAGUGGAAGGAUUGCCUAGAUGUUCCCGGGGUGCGAUUACCCCGUGGAUAUUUCUUUGGUGCAUCUGCAGUCACAGGAGACUUGACAGACAACCAUGACCUCAUAUCCCUGAAGUUGUACCAGCUGAGUGUGGAACGUACGCCUGAAGAGGAGAAGAUGGACAAGGAAGUGUUCAUUCCCAGUGUGGACUACAUGAAGCUGCCUGGAGAAACCUCAACAGAGUCCAUGAGUGGUUUUGCAAUAUUUCUUAUUGUCUUCUUCUCGCUGCUCGGCCUGGUCUUUGCCGGAGUCAUCCUCCUCAUUGUGUACAGUAAAUGGCAAGAGAGGAACCGCAAGCAUUUCUACUGAAGAACCCAAAACGUCUUUUCGAACACAAAGAGUACCAAUCAGGACUUACACGCUGGUGCCCACUGCUAGAACAAACUGUGACCUCCAUAGACUGUGGAGCCUAAAUGCUCAUUAUACACAAUGCUGGAGAUUUUGCUUAGCUGCCUCCUUUAAAACGAUUGAGAUUUCUGUUUUAAACACUGGGAUUUUAUAAGCUGCUAUUGAAGAUUCACUUUUCAGUAGAUCUGUCCACUGGUGUGCUAAGUGUAGCUUUAUUUUUUGUUUUGUUUUUAAUUUCCUCCACUGGAAACAAUAUGAGCUUCACUACCCUCAGAAUUGAAUUACUUGCCUGCAAUCCAUUCCAUGUGAUAUCCAGCCUCAGCCAAAAUGUGAUUAUCUUCCUGUCACCAUUAUCUGCAGUUGAGUUGUUAGAUUUAUUUUUUUAAUUUUCUGCAUACUUUAAUGUGUCAAUUGAACAACAUAGGGGUCUGUUACACUAGGACAGUACAUGCGCCGUGUUCGCAGGGCAGAUUAUAUAAGAAUGUUACUUCAGUGGGGUACUACAUUUUCUGGAACCCAAUCAAUGCACCAGUAACAGUAGUUUUUAUUUUUCCAUGUAUGGGAGCUGAUUGUUAUAAGCACACAUUUGGCCCAGAUUUUAUUGAAAUCAUGUCUUUAAAAAUUCAAUGACGGCUUCCGAACAGCUAGGCUUAUCUAAAUCCGUUUAACCUUUGGUCAUGUUAAGAGAUUUGUUGUCAUUUAAGGGCAGAAAAUGUCCAGUUAACUGUAAGGGUGUAAAUUCAUGAUAAUUAAUCUGUGAAGCUGGACCGACAUUGUACCAUACCACUUUGCAUUUGUGUUACUUUCAUCCAGCACUUGUGCAGUAUAGUUUUUUUUUCCCAAUGAUCCCUUGAAACAAUCCAGGAUCAGUAUACUAACAUUAGAGUGAGGUGAGCAAUUAGAAUCACCAACAGAUUGGCACCACCCACUGUGAAUCUGACUUUUUGUCCUUUUUAAUAGCCAUAAAUCUGGGAAAUUAGCUAUGUCGGAACAAUUGAAAUUUUUGUGAAUUACUGUACACAGUCACUUUUCCAGGUUCUAUGGCUGUGUCAAACUUGUGCUGAGUCCAGUUAUUUACCAAGAGAAGUGAUUGGGCAAAAUCAUGCAUAUUUUAGCACUGCUUCUUUUCGGGGGUGUAAUUUCUGCCCAGAAUAAACCUAUUCUGCUCCUCUUAAGGGAGCCAUACACAGGUUGAUAAAAGCUGCCGCCAGAGUCAUUAAAUUAUUGGGUUGUGUAUGUUGUUACCAACACGCCAGCCUGACCAGUAGCUGCCCAAAAAUUGAAAAAACGUUCAAGACAAGGACAACAACUAUGUAUUGAUGCAGUCCUCAUCCCAUGGUCUUCCUUAGGCCAGCAAUCAAAUCUGGCCGAGCCCUGUCUGUAGUUAGGUCAAAUCAGGCCCAGAUCUGCUUGUUUGGUGACCUUGUUUAGUGUAAACUUCAUUUAUCCAGCAUUGUUUUAUUCUCUCUCUCAGGUGAAUUAAAUCAUAGUUCCCCCUAGAAGCACAAAGAAGCUGCUUCUGAUGACUCCCUUUUUAAUCUCUACAGAUGGUGUGAAUGGCCAUUUUAAUGCGGGUUGUCUUGCAUUACAGGAAUGUUCAUUUUUGUGUGAAAAUGAAAUUUUAAUAGGCAGAUGGUAUUUUAUAGACUGCAGUCCUAGAGCUGGGUUUUCUUAGCUGCAUGUGUAAAACUGUAAUUAAUGUGCGGUUAACAAAAAAAAAAAAUCAUUCUUUUUUUCACUGUAUGUGCCUGUGACAUUCUCAGAUGACAAAUCUUGCUUUACUA
Molecule: messenger RNA, 2934 nt
Organism: Xenopus laevis (African clawed frog)
Lineage: Eukaryota; Metazoa; Chordata; Amphibia; Anura; Pipidae
Gene: lman2l.L
Product: lectin, mannose-binding 2-like L homeolog
Exons: 9
Coding region: 50-1111 (353 amino acids)
Biological process (GO): endoplasmic reticulum to Golgi vesicle-mediated transport
Cellular component (GO): membrane; endomembrane system; endoplasmic reticulum-Golgi intermediate compartment
Molecular function (GO): metal ion binding; D-mannose binding; carbohydrate binding
Source: RefSeq, a predicted model, not a curated record